Messenger RNA from Trichechus manatus latirostris (Florida manatee), 322 nucleotides. Its product is annotated as myosin-6-like. The transcript has 2 exons. The record is from RefSeq and is a predicted model, not a curated record. Gene Ontology annotation, cellular component: myosin II complex; cytoplasm; myosin filament. NCBI's taxonomy places the organism in Eukaryota, Metazoa, Chordata, Mammalia, Sirenia, Trichechidae. Gene Ontology annotation, molecular function: microfilament motor activity; actin filament binding; ATP binding. The annotation marks the transcript as partial.
AUGGAUGAUGCCCAGAUGGCUGAUUUCGGGGCAGCAGCCCAGUACCUCCGCAAGUCAGAGAAGGAGCGUCUGGAGGCCCAGACCCGGCCCUUCGACAUCCGCACUGAGUGCUUUGUGCCAGACGACAAGGAGGAGUUCGUCAAGGCCAAGAUCUUGUCCCGGGAGGGUGGCAAGGUCACUGCUGAAACCGAGAAUGGCAAGACGGUGACAGUGAAGGAGGACCAGGUGUUGCAGCAGAACCCACCCAAGUUCGACAAGAUUGAGGACAUGGCCAUGCUGACCUUCCUGCACGAGCCCGCUGUGCUCUUCAACCUCAAGGAGC